GACCUCCGUUUAAAAUGUUAAUGACAGUAAAUUAGAAAAGCCGCUCAUGUUUUGUUGUAGGCAAAGGAAGCCCGUAACGCCAUUCUUCACAGUGCAAACUAUGAGCUACCUGAAGGCAAACUCCAUGAUUAUAUAGACUUGUUUAAAAGCAUACUUGAGAUCAGAGAACAGAAUGGAAGAGCCCCCCUUUACGGUCAACCAGGAGUUCAAAUGGCAAUUGAUCAAUUGAAUGAGUUAAAAGACAAGCAGAUUGAAGUACAGGUUUCUGAAGAUUUACAAAAGGAGAUAAGAGAAUUAAAAGAGCAUGCUAUGGGCGAAGUAGCGGUUAAAGUUAAAGAAGCAAUGAAACAGACUAACAUAAAGCAACAGGAAUUAGAGGAAAAACUGAAAAGGACUGAAGAAGAGCUUCAGCUGUUGCGUGAUCUCAGGUCAAAAUCGACAGAAAGUGAAGAAUCAACGCAUUCUACAGAGCCUUUCGAAAUGGAAUUACAUAUAAGGGUUGUUGGGCCAACGGGAGAGACAAGUACCGAAGGAAAUCAGCGUAUAUGCAACAGCAUGAAAGGUGAUAAUACCAGACUCAAUAUUAACACAGAGGCGCAUGUACACUCUACUAAUCAAUCUGUUCAUCAUCUUUUUGGCUACAUUAAUACCAUUAAAGGCUGUAAGAUCGUUGAUGUGUUGAACACAGACGUUUCUGUCAACAUAAAAAUCCAUUGCUUUACUCGCAAGGCCAUUGCAGACUUUCUUAAGUCAAUCAAUGGAAACGAGUUUCAGAGAGAAACAAGUGUGUUAAGAGAAUGCUUAGAGAGACUGGAGCACAUAAACGGACAUGAUGUAGUAGCAAGCUGCUCAUCAGAAAGUAUAGACAAUACAAGGAAGCGUCUAGAUAAACGAGGUGUUACAACUGACUUCACUUGUGGUAACCAUCAGGGUACACAGUGCACAUGGUAUUGUUCUGACCACGACACGUUUUUCUGCUCCGCGUGUAAGGAUUCAGACCAUAG
Molecule: messenger RNA, 1004 nt
Organism: Mercenaria mercenaria
Lineage: Eukaryota; Metazoa; Mollusca; Bivalvia; Venerida; Veneridae
Exons: 6
Molecular function (GO): zinc ion binding
Source: RefSeq, a predicted model, not a curated record